Molecule: messenger RNA, 1468 nt
Organism: Gossypium raimondii (Peruvian cotton)
Lineage: Eukaryota; Viridiplantae; Streptophyta; Magnoliopsida; Malvales; Malvaceae
Product: protein BIG GRAIN 1-like A
Exons: 1
Coding region: 263-1420 (385 amino acids)
Biological process (GO): auxin-activated signaling pathway
Source: RefSeq, a predicted model, not a curated record
UUCCCCUUCCCCCUUCAUCUUCACCUUCAAAGGCCUGCAAUUUUGCUUUCAUUACUCUCUGUCUCUCUCUCUAUAUUGUUCUUCAGACACAGCAUCAAUUACUCUCUGUUUCACGUUUCCAACAAAACCAAACCAAAGCCUGUCCUUGUUUCGAAAACACCAACACUGACCCUCUGUUUCUUCUCACCAUUUUUUCAGCUUUUUGAACCCUUCUUUACAGAACCAAAACAAAACAAAACAAAAAAAAAAAACAGAAAAAAACAUGUUUAGAGUGGAGAAAACACUGAUGAGAGAAGAAAGAUACAGGCAUAAGAGAGAUAACCCAUCUUUCUCUUCUUCUUUACUCGAUCAAAUCUGUCGUUCCAUCGAUGAUAAUGAUGGUAUUAGCGACACCAAAAGUCAAGGCUUGAAAUUCAAUAGCAAAAAACAAGAGAUUUGGGAUCCCCAACGAGAUUGUUUGAUCGAGAAAUGGAUGGAAAACAAGGUUUCCGAGAAGAAAAUUGCAGGGAAAAAACAGGGUCUCAAAGAUUUCAAAAGGAAAUCACAUCAUCAUCAUGUGAGUUUGUUUAGCUCAAGUUCUAGCUCAUCGGAUUCCAGUUCCGGUGGGUUUUUUUCAUCAUCCGACACUGAAUCUUUGUAUGGUUCAAAGACAAAAGCUCCAUGUUUUGUUCCUCCACCAUCACUACCAAAGCCUAAACCUGUCAGGACCAGCGUGUCGGCUCCUCCGGAGAAACUUGAUGAAAGGUCGAAAUCGAGAGCCAUGAAAAUCUAUGGUAAUUUAAAGAAGGUGAAACAACCCAUUUCACCUGGUGCCCGUCUCGCCAGUUUCAUCAAUUCUCUGUUUACAAAUUCAAAGAAAACCAAGAAUCCAGAUGAUGAUGAUGGUGAUGGUGAUGACGAAUACGAUGAGAGAAAAUUGAAGUCAAGCCAGGUUUGUUCGUCAGCUUCAUCUUCGAGAUCAUGUCUAAGCAAGAACACGCGAGAAAAAUCCCGCAAUGGGGUGAAAAGAACAGUCAGGUUUUGUCCGGUGAGCGUCAUCGUCGACGAAGAUAGCAGACCGUGUGGACAAAAAGGUGUAUACGAACAACAAGAGUCGAGGUUGCUGCCGGUUUCGGUUCCGACGGCGUGGAAAAUCGGGAAAUCGUCGUCGGAGGUGAAGUUUCAAGUAAUGGAGAAGAGUAAGCGAGUGGAAGAAAUGGCUAGGGAGAUUAUCAGAGAAUAUCAUCAAAAUCAGAAGAAAAACAGUCAUUAUGAUGAUGAUGAUGAUGAUGAUGAUGCAGGUAGUGAGUCGAGUUCGGAUUUGUUCGAGUUGGAUCACCUUGUUCUCAUGGGAAAUGAUAGGUAUAAAGAAGAGUUACCAGUGUAUGAAACUACUCAUGUUGAAACAAAUCGAGCCAUUGCUAAUGGCUUCAAAAUGUAAUUAACUUUCAAACAAAUAUAUAGUGAAAACCAACAUUUUCAGCUUUAA